Molecule: messenger RNA, 376 nt
Organism: Macroventuria anomochaeta
Lineage: Eukaryota; Fungi; Ascomycota; Dothideomycetes; Pleosporales; Didymellaceae
Exons: 1
Coding region: 37-294 (85 amino acids)
Source: RefSeq, a predicted model, not a curated record
CUUUUCGCGUCCACCGCAAAACAUCUACCCUCCAAAAUGCUUCUCCGAACUCAACUUCUGCUCUGCUUCCGACCACUGUCAAGUCAGGCUGGGAACAGCCGGCGAUGCAUUCAUACAUGCAGUUUUCGAGUGAAAGAGUUUCAGCGAUAUUAUGACUCAAAUUUGGGUGUAGGUUGUCAUUGGACGCGUUUAUGCGCGACUAGGUGGCAAGGCAAUGAUCACACGGGCGGCGCGCGGUCACGCGGGCAAUCUUCAUUGCACAUUAGGUCUGCAGCGUGUGCAUUGAUUGGGUAGACCGUAUUCGGUGGAACUGGUGAACUCUUUCAGUGAAAGGUGGUGAAAGAAAAGAUGUGGUAAUAUGCGCUGAUCGGGUUGA